Molecule: messenger RNA, 3237 nt
Organism: Chelmon rostratus (copperband butterflyfish)
Lineage: Eukaryota; Metazoa; Chordata; Actinopteri; Chaetodontiformes; Chaetodontidae
Gene: lhx6a
Product: LIM homeobox 6a
Exons: 9
Coding region: 430-1557 (375 amino acids)
Biological process (GO): neuron differentiation; regulation of transcription by RNA polymerase II; forebrain neuron development
Cellular component (GO): nucleus
Molecular function (GO): DNA-binding transcription factor activity, RNA polymerase II-specific; RNA polymerase II transcription regulatory region sequence-specific DNA binding
Source: RefSeq, a predicted model, not a curated record
UCGUUGCGCACUCGUCGACUCUGCAGCCUCCCUGCACCUAUGAAGCCUCGGAGUAAAAGCUGCCAACCCCUCAAUUUGAUUCACUUCCUGUAGUCAGACUCCUUCCCAAAAGUGAAGAGAGGGGGGAAACGGGGAAAGGAAGGAAUCUCUCUGUCCUAAAUAAGGCUCUCUGCGGAGCGGCAAUCGACUCCUCGCCUCUGCAUAGCUUCAUAACUUCUGUAGUUUGUGUCAGUGGCGGUCAGGUCGUCGCGUUUUAAAGAGAGGGAGAAAACAAAAAGCAAUUCGCGUUAAAAGCAGAAGUGUACUCCAGUUACACUCGAAUCCAUGCACGGUACGGAUGGUACAAGUUCUGACGCCCAUCGCCGAGUCUGCUCCUGAUUCCACGCACCGAGUUUGGGGACACUGUACGCUGUGAGACUCCUGGGGUUCAUGUACUGGAAAAAUGAAGUUUUGUCCCCUCUUUCAGGGGGAAAUAAGAUUCUGUCCGAAGGAAUUCCCACGAAACAGGUGAUCUCCACCGAGCACCAGAGUACACCGGGAGCCUCGCGCUGCAGCGUGGACUCUAAACACGCGCCAAUGUCUCACUCGGACGGAGAAUCCCAGCGGUCCAACAUGGAGCGGGAGGACACUCGCUCGUCCCCCAGCACUCCGUCCACCCCGUCCGUGUGCUCGCCGACCUCCACCGCCAGCUCGGUGCCGUCCACCGGGAAGAACAUGUGCGCCAGCUGCGGUCAGGAGAUCCUGGACAGAUACUUGCUGAAGGUGAACAACCUGAUCUGGCACGUGCGCUGUCUGGAGUGUUCAGUCUGCAGGACGUCGCUACGGCAGCACAGCAGCUGCUACAUCAAAAACAAAGAGAUCUUCUGUAAAAUGGAUUAUUUCAGUAGGUUUGGUACUAAGUGUGCCCGCUGUGGGCGGCAGAUAUACGCCAGCGACUGGGUGCGCCGUGCACGGGGAAAUGCAUACCACUUGGCAUGUUUUGCGUGCUACUCGUGUAAGAGGCAGUUGUCCACGGGAGAGGAGUUUGGCUUGGUGGAGGAGAAGGUCCUGUGUAGGAUCCACUACGACACCAUGGUGGAGAACCUCAAACGAGCGGCUGAGAGUGGCAAUGGUAUCACAUUAGAAGGAGCGGUUCCAACAGAACAAGACAGUCAACCCAAACCGGCCAAAAGGGCUCGCACAUCGUUCACUGCAGAGCAGCUACAGAUCAUGCAGGCUCAGUUCGCCCAGGACAACAAUCCAGAUGCCCAGACGCUACAGAAACUAGCCGAUAUGACAGGCCUCAGCAGAAGAGUUAUACAGGUGUGGUUUCAAAACUGCAGAGCAAGACAUAAAAAGCACACGCCCCAGCACAGUGGGGCUCCCCAAGGUCAUCCCCAGUCCAGGAUACCCUCGUCCCUGCCUGAUGAGCUGCAUUACUCCCCUUUUGGCAGUCCUGAGCGGGCACGCAUGGUGGCCCUUCACGGGUACAUUGACAGUCACCCCUUCUCCGUGUUGACCUCCCAGAGUCUCCCUCACCAGGCCAUGUCGCUGCCCCAGCUCCCCCUCAGCCGCUAGCGCUCCACCAUUACAACCCUUAUGACCCCUAAACCUCCGGAUCCUAACCCUUGAUCUCCCAUCGCUGACGUCUGCAGACCUGACCCGGAGGUCACGCAGGAGUCAGCUUGGAGUAACGUCACAUCUUACCGGAGCCUCUUAGAAACAGAAAAACUGAAGGAAGAGGAAAAAUUAAGACACAUCCGUCCUUAUGUUUUCUUUCUUUAUGAGGACGGGAAUAUCUCACCUGCAGCCACUCUGUCAAAAAUGAGCAUGAAGCAUUUAUCAUUAGCAGGAACUCACUGACUGUAUUUUACACCACCUAAAGGACCAAUUUUGCUUCACAUGUACAGCAUCCUCCACUCUAUUCAUCCACCCUCUGACUUGAGGGUGGUGGGAAUUUUCAAAGGAUGAAACUGACCAUGGAAGCAGGACUGAAGUCUCUUGAGUGAUGCCAGAAUACUGAAGAUAAACAAAGGGGAAAAUUUAAGGGGGAACUGUCAUUGUGGCCUAAGGGCCAGGCACACACAGUAGACCACAUUAGAGGUAAGACACCUCCCUCUUUUCUCUCUAAGCAACCAUGAAGGAAACCUACAUGUAAAUUAAUAUGUUGACUGUUGAAAUAUUCUCUUUAGGAAUGACUUUGUGACUUUAUGACAUCUCAAAAAACAGAAACUUCCCAGUUAAAUUUUUGGUCAAUUUUCCACUGAAAUGAGGUGUAGAAUUAGAUUUCUUGUUACAGAAUGAAAAUAUUGUGUGCCUUAUCUUUUCCAUUAAUAUCCACAACUGUAGUUAUUUACGACAGUGAAUCAGCUAAUUAAAAUUCCAGCCUGUCAUUCGUCACUUAACAAAGAUUUGAGUGUUUUUUAAUUUAAUUGUGUAGAACCAAUUAGGAGAAUUUGAGGAAAAUUACAAUAUUUGUCCACAGACAGCAUCUUGACUGUUUAUCAUGAAGGAAAACCAUAAAGCACAAUGUCUGGGCUUGUGUAUUAUUAAAUUAUGGCUGUAACAUUAGAAGCAGGAGCUGACAGAUUUUAAGACGCCACAAUGCUGUUACAUUUCUUGAAACUGACAGAGAAACAGAGGGAAGUCUGAGCCCACUCUUCAAACUUCACUUUUCUACAAAAUCAGACAUGUUACAAGUUACAUAUUUUCAUUCACAUUUCCAAACAAAUAUAUUGUCACUAAUUUAUGAUUUCUAAGGUUGCUUGUUCAGCCUCUCUCUCUCUCUCUCUCUCUCUCUCUCUCUCUCUCUCUGUGUGUGUGUGUGUGUGUGUGUGUCUUUUGCAAGAGGAUGGAAAAGGCAGAGUGUUGGUGCAUUGGUACAAUAUGGACAAUAUGAAACCGAGUGGGGUUGUACAUGUGGGUGUUUCUGUGUGUGUGUGUGUGUGUGUACUGCCAGGGGUAGACAGUGUGCAUUUGUAUUUUCGUGCCAUGGCCAUUGUGUGAAGAACAGGAUCCAACAAGACCUCAAUGUCCUUGUAUUUAUUGAGAUGGUAAAUCCCUGUAAAGCACUUUUUUUCCCCUCUGAAAUUGUUUUGUUUCGUUAAAAAACAUGAAAUAAAAUGAAACAAAAAAUUUUAUUUGAUAGACUGUGCAUCAUAAAUGUUUUGUGUACUAAAAUGCAAUAAAAUAGAAUGUGAUAUUUUGUGGUUCUGCAUCAUUUUUGAGAAUAAAUAAUAAUAAUGAAGCAAUAACUCA